ACGGGUGUAGGGGCGAGCCAAUCAUGGAGCAAAAGUCUCUUUGUUCAGUUUUUCCCACUAUUAUACGAUGGAUCGAAGUAUUGCUGUUGUAAUUGUCGUGAUUGCAAUAAUUUUCCGGGGGUGGAGAACUGGGGGAGUAGCUUGCCAGUCAGUAGGAGGGAAACAUGGGCGAGACUCUGGACAUCGAGGAUUUUGUCAUGAUUAACAGGAAAAUUCUCGAGGUUGUGGGACUUUACCCUAGAAAUUUUCGAAGAUACAUCUGUUGUGUGGUUUUCAUGAGUCUCAUUGUUGUUCCUGAGGUACUGGAGAUCUACUACCAUCGAAGAGACUUUGAUGUGGUCUUGGAGACGAGCUCUGUCCUUCUCACGAUUAUUUUAGCAAUUCUCAAAUCCGUCAUUUGGAUGUCUAGAAAAGACACCUCUGAUUUUGUUGGUUUUCUCAUCAAUGACUAUUGGAGGAUUGCCAAUCACCUGGGGAAGCCUGAGGAUAUUUACAAAAGAGCUAAAGCGGCGAAAGUCAUAACGAUGAGCUACUCAUUUCUGAUCUGCAAUGCCCUCCUCUUCUUCUUCAGCCUUCCUCUCCUCCAUCUCCUCCCUCACCAACGGAAUUCACAUGAUUCUGACAUGUUGCGGGUCCCAUUCGUGGCUACAUACCCCGAUUUCUGUUAUCACUCACCUGCUUACGAAGUCGUCUACGUCUCCCAGCUGCUGGCGACCUCCACCUGUGCCCUGAUAAUCCUGGCGACUGAUACUCUCAUUGCCACAGCGCUACUGCACACGUGUGGCCACUUCUCCAUCAUCGAGAGAAAUAUGUCUGAAUUGAAUUUUGCAAGGUCACUGGAGAAGCUGGAGGAACGUUUGCGAGUGAUCAUCAAGCAUCAUCAGCUUGUGAUCAGAUUUGCCGAUCGAUUGGAAUUUCUCUUCAAUCCCGUGAUGUUUCUGCAGGUAUUCGCCAGCAGCUUGAUCAUCUGUCUCGUUGGAUUUCAAGCACAAUCGGGACAAGUCGAUAAAUUUCCCCAGUACUGUUCCUACCUGAUGAUGGCCCUCUUCCAGCUUCUCCUAUUUUGCUGGCCAGGCGAUGAACUUAUAACUCAGAGUGGUCGAGUUAGUAGAGCAACACUUUCAUCGAAUUGGUACGUCGGGCCGAAUCACCUUCGAAAAAAUCUCCAGUUCAUCGUUCUCCGAUCUCAAAAAUCGAACUUCCUAUCAGCUGGAAAAUUGAGUGCAAUGAACCUCGAGAACUUUAGCGCAAUCCUGAGUACAUCUCUCUCUUAUUUUAUGCUCCUCCGUAGCUUCUCAGAAGAUUAACACGAAUGGAAAAAAUAUAAUUCUGAUUGAAAGCAAUUGAUUUUAUCUCGUUACAACCUCGUCACCUUUUGAGAAAGAG
Diachasmimorpha longicaudata is the source of this 1386-nucleotide messenger RNA. RefSeq names its product odorant receptor 13a-like. Gene Ontology annotation, biological process: sensory perception of smell; detection of chemical stimulus involved in sensory perception of smell. The transcript has 7 exons. Lineage: Eukaryota; Metazoa; Arthropoda; Insecta; Hymenoptera; Braconidae. The coding region runs from base 165 to 1307 and encodes 380 amino acids. Gene Ontology annotation, molecular function: olfactory receptor activity; odorant binding. The record is from RefSeq and is a predicted model, not a curated record. Gene Ontology annotation, cellular component: plasma membrane.